Rattus norvegicus (Norway rat) is the source of this 2742-nucleotide messenger RNA. It is a transcript of the gene Ano7, whose product is annotated as anoctamin 7. The transcript is spliced from 24 exons. Lineage: Eukaryota; Metazoa; Chordata; Mammalia; Rodentia; Muridae. The record is from RefSeq and is marked provisional. Gene Ontology annotation, cellular component: endoplasmic reticulum; plasma membrane. The coding region runs from base 158 to 2740 and encodes 860 amino acids. Gene Ontology annotation, molecular function: phospholipid scramblase activity; protein dimerization activity.
GUGUGGCAAGGGCAGGUGAGUGGCUGCCACAGCUCAGGGCCCGAGGGACAGGGCUGGCUGGCCCUGACUUGCUCCUGCUUGAACCAGUCUUGUGUUGAUGGUCUGUCUGUGAACUCUGAGGUCUCUUCUGGAAGCCACUGUGCCGGCCAGGAGUGAGAUGCUGCGGAAGCAAGCUGGAGAAGAAGACAGCGUGGUGCUGAUCGACAUGACCUCCCCUGAAGCAGGGAAUGGGUGCUCCUAUGGGAGCACAGCCCAAGCCUCAGAGGCAGGUAAACAGCAGGUGGCCCCCAGCAGAGUUGGGAGCUCUGCCAACCCCCCAAUUGAUUUUGUUCUUGUUUGGGAAGAAGACCUGAGGAGCCGAGAGAACCCCACUCAGGACAAGACAGACACACAUGAAAUCUGGCGGGAGACCUUUCUGGAAAAUCUCCGUGUGGCUGGCCUGAAAAUAGAUCAGCGCGAUGUCCAGGACGAGGCCGCUGCAGUACAUUACAUCCUCCUCAGUGCACCCUGGGCUGUACUCUGCUACUACGCAGAAGACCUGCGCCUGAAGCUGCCUCUGCAGGAGUUACCCAACCAAGCUUCCAACUGGUCGGCCACCCUUCUGGAGUGGCUGGGCAUCCCCAAUAUUCUGCUGGAGAAUGUGCCUGACACGCCCCCUGAGUAUUACUCCUGCCAGUUCAAAGCGAGCAAGCUGCAAUGGUUCCUUGGGAGUGACAACCAGGACACCUUCUUCACCAGCACCAAGAGGCACCAGAUUCUAUUUGAGAUCCUGGCCAAGACUCCAUAUGGCCACCAGAAGAAAGGCUUGUUUGGGAUUGAUCAGCUGCUGGCAGAAGGUGUAUUCAGUGCAGCCUUCCCUCUGCAUGAUGGCCCGUUCUCUGUAGUCCCAGAGAGUUCACAGGUCCUGGGUCUCACCCAGCGCCAAGUCCUAUUCAAGCACUGGGCUCGCUGGGGCAAGUGGAGGAAGUACCAGCCACUGGACCAUGUGCGAAGGUACUUCGGGGAGAAGGUGGCUCUCUACUUUGCCUGGCUUGGGUUCUACACUGGUUGGCUCCUGCCCGCGGCAGUCGUGGGCACAGUGGUCUUCCUGGCGGGCUGUUUCCUGGUGUUCUCAGAUGUACCAACGCAGGAGCUGUGCCACAGCUCGGACACCUUCGACAUGUGCCCACUGUGCUCCGACUGCUCCUUUUGGCUGCUCUCCAGUGCCUGCACCCUGGCCCAGGCUGGGCGGCUCUUCGACCACGGUGGCACUGUCUUCUUCAGUUUGUUCAUGGCACUGUGGGCGGUGCUGCUUCUGGAGUACUGGAAGCGGAAAAACGCCACGUUGGCCUACCGCUGGGACUGCUCUGACUACGAGGACAUUGAGGAGAGGCCUCGGCCCCAGUUCGCUGCAACAGCACCCAUGACAGCCCUGAACCCCAUCACGGGGGAAGAUGAGCCUUACUUUCCCGAGAAGAAUCGUGUACGCCGCAUGCUGGCCGGUUCUGUGGUGCUCUUGAUGAUGGUGGCUGUGGUGAUUAUGUGUCUUGUAUCUAUCAUCCUGUACCGGGCCGUGAUGGCUAUCAUCGUGUCCAAGUCGAACAACGCCUUCCUCUCGGCCUGGGCUUCACGAAUUGCCAGCCUCACAGGGUCCGUGGUGAACCUUGUCUUCAUCCUCAUCCUCUCCAAGGUCUAUGUGAUCCUGGCCCAGGUCCUAACAAGAUGGGAGAUGCACCGGACGCAGACCGCGUUUGAGGACGCCUUCACCCUCAAGGUGUUCAUCUUUCAGUUUGUGAACUUCUACGCCUCGCCUGUGUACAUUGCCUUCUUCAAGGGCAGGUUUGUGGGAUACCCAGGCAACUACCACACCUUGUUUGGAGUCCGAAAUGAGGAGUGUCCAGCUGGAGGCUGCCUCAGUGAGCUGGCACAGGAGCUCCUGGUCAUCAUGGUCGGCAAGCAGAUCAUCAAUAACGUGCAGGAGGUUCUUGUCCCAAAGCUGAAAGGCUGCUGGCAGAAGUUGUGCUCCCGGAGGAAGAAAGCUGGCAUGGGGGCCAACCCAGCACCUUGGGAGGCUGACUAUGAGUUGCUGCCUUGUGAGGGGCUAUUUCAUGAAUACCUUGAAAUGGUGCUGCAGUUUGGGUUCGUCACUAUCUUUGUGGCCGCCUGCCCGCUGGCGCCGCUUUUUGCCCUACUCAACAACUGGGUGGAGAUCCGCCUGGAUGCGCGCAAGUUUGUGUGCGAGUACCGGCGUCCCGUAGCGGAGCGCGCCCAGGACAUCGGCAUCUGGUUCCACAUCCUAGCGGGCCUCACCCAUCUCGCGGUCAUCAGCAAUGCUUUCCUACUGGCCUUUUCCUCCGACUUCCUGCCGCGUGUCUACUACAGCUGGACGCGCGCCCCUGACCUGCGUGGCUUCCUCAAUUUCACGCUGGCGCGUGCGCCGCCCACCUUCACCUCGGCACACAACCGCACUUGCCGGUACCGGGCUUUCCGGGAUGAUGACGGACACUAUUCCCCAACUUACUGGACUCUCCUGGCCAUCCGCCUGGCCUUUGUCAUCGUGUUUGAGCAUGUGGUGUUCUCUACUGGCCGUUUCCUGGAUCUCUUGGUUCCUGACAUCCCAGAAUCUGUGGAAAUCAAGGUGAAGCGGGAAUACUACUUGGCUAAACAGGCACUGGCUGAUAAUGAGGCUCUCCUUGGAGCAACAGGAGUGAAGGGUGAGCAGCCUCCAAGCUCAGAGCCCAGUCUGGGUCUUCCAGCCUAGGG